GUUGCCCAAUUACAACCAACCACGCAAUCAAAAUCUAUACAUCAGUUCUAGUUAACAGUCAACAUGUCUGGCUUCCAAAACAAUACCAACAACGCUGCAUUGAACACUUCUCGCCCGCAGCAUCAGCUUCAUGACUCUUCUCAGCCGCUACCAGGUUCCGGGUCGCGUGACGCCGUACAGACUCAGGACUACUCCCCCGCGAAUAUUGAACGUAUGUCUUCCUCUGUGAUUCAUGGCAAAAAUGCAUCUACGGAAUCGGAUGAUGCCGACUCCACUCGUGCCACCACGGGUAUACCGUCUGCCGGGCGCACAGGUCCAGACCCGUGUGAGAGUGAGAGCGAGAGCGCUCGUAGUAACACUGCCUCUACCAACGAGCGCCCGCUCGGCGUUCAGCCUACGCCAGAAGGUGGAGUCUCAAUUGGUGGGCAGCCCAACCUGUCCGAGGGUCAUGCUGGGUUUGGUGACAAGGUCAUCAGAAAAACGCAAAAGGUCAUCGGCAAGUAUACCAAAAACGAGGAACUGCAUGAGAAAGGGGAGCUGAGAGAGACGGGUGGGAAAGCGGCUGUCUUGGGGAACGCGCGAGCAGCUCAUGAUUAAGCAAAGAGUAACAAUAUUGCAUGACGCGUAGAAUAGCUGGACACUAUCCUGGAUAUGUACAAUCAAGUUGUAGUAUAAUAGAGUCGCAACCAACACCAAUUUGCGUAAUCAAGUCACUGACACUACCGAACAACCAAAUUCUCAUGCAUUUGAUACAAAACUACAGAUGCAAGUAACAACAGCCAGAAGUAAAAUAAAGUUAGUG
Suillus discolor is the source of this 802-nucleotide messenger RNA. RefSeq lists its product as uncharacterized. The coding region runs from base 64 to 597 and encodes 177 amino acids. The transcript has 3 exons. NCBI's taxonomy places the organism in Eukaryota, Fungi, Basidiomycota, Agaricomycetes, Boletales, Suillaceae. The record is from RefSeq and is a predicted model, not a curated record.